This is a messenger RNA of Chanos chanos (milkfish), 561 nucleotides long. RefSeq names its product bryoporin-like. The record is from RefSeq and is a predicted model, not a curated record. The transcript has 2 exons. Gene Ontology annotation, biological process: monoatomic cation transport; pore complex assembly; cytolysis in another organism. Gene Ontology annotation, molecular function: channel activity. Lineage: Eukaryota; Metazoa; Chordata; Actinopteri; Gonorynchiformes; Chanidae. Gene Ontology annotation, cellular component: pore complex. The coding region runs from base 1 to 561 and encodes 186 amino acids.
AUGGAAGGGUUGGGUGCUCUGUCUGGUGUUGUUUCGGCUGCCACGGGUGUCGGCCAGGCUGUUGGAGAUGCUUUGGGCACCCAUCGCAGCUGCACCGUAAAAAUUGAAAAUGGCAGUAGUGUCUACACAUUUGUGAAUCCCAAAAUGUGGAUGCACAGCGGCUACAACAGCCACCCUCCCUCACCCACUGUGGACGUCAAGGCAAUGGAGGUGUGUGCCUUCUCCAAGACAGCACACACCGCAACAGGGGCGGUGGGUGUGCUGACCUACGAGCUAUUCAACGAGAAGUCCUGCUCUAAUAAGGUGUUGGCUAUCAUGUUCUCUGUGCCUUAUGACUACAAUCUCUACGAGAACUGGCUGGCGGUGGGCAUUUUUGACAAAACUCAACCAUGUGAUGACACACUCUACAAUCUCAUGUACUAUAAUUCUGACCCUGCAUUCAUUCGUGCCAGGGCUGCAGACACUAGUAUAGUGUACACAUGGGAGUCAGUGGAAAUCAGGGCUGUCAUGAGCAAUGCAAGCACAGCUAUUGUUGAGGUGGAGAUUCAUGAUAAGUCCUAA